Messenger RNA from Gossypium arboreum, 1243 nucleotides. Its product is annotated as bZIP transcription factor 60-like. Gene Ontology annotation, biological process: regulation of DNA-templated transcription. NCBI's taxonomy places the organism in Eukaryota, Viridiplantae, Streptophyta, Magnoliopsida, Malvales, Malvaceae. The coding region runs from base 193 to 1038 and encodes 281 amino acids. The transcript is spliced from 3 exons. The record is from RefSeq and is a predicted model, not a curated record. Gene Ontology annotation, molecular function: DNA-binding transcription factor activity.
UUCCUUAUAAACAAUUCAGCAAAAUCGCAGCCUUCGUCUCCAAGGAAACAAAGUUCAAAAGGUGUUUGUUUGUAUCUUCUGAUCGGUUCAAUUUCAUGUGUCACUCACUUUCCUUUCCCAUCUUAAACAUGCUCCCUCCUCUGUGAAUCCUAUUAGACGUCAAUUUCCCCUUUCAUAAAUCUUUGGGUUUUCAUGGAGGAAAUCAAUUGGGAUACCCUUCUGCUCGAGGUUGACUUACCUGAUUUCGGGAAUAUCUUAGAUAAUGAACCGGUAACGGAACCUCCUCCUCAACCUUGUUCAACCCAGAAUCCCGAUGAAGAACCGGCGGUGUCUUCGUGGAUCGGGGAGAUCGAGAAGGUUUUGAUGGAGGAUGAUAAUUUUGAUCCUAGGGUUGAGACUCAACCUGUCUCCGAUGAUGAUUUCUUGGCCGAUUUACUGGUUGAUUCACCUCCUAGUAGCGGCGGCGAUGUGGCUGGCGUCGACGGUGCUGAUUUGCACAAACAGAGCCAGACCCACACCGACGUCGAUAAAGACGAUCCCAUUGCUAAGAAACAGAGAAAGCAGUUGAGAAACAGAGAUGCAGCUGUGAGAUCAAGGGAGAGGAAGAAGAUGUAUGUCAAGGAUCUUGAGAUGAAGAGUAGGUAUUUAGAAGGGGAAUGUAGACGACUGAGCCGUGUGCUUCAGUGCUUCAUUGCUGAGAAUCAAGCUCUUCGUCUUACUUUGCAUAAGGGUUGUGCAUUUGAUGCAUCCUCGGCCAAGCAGGAGUCUGCCGUGCUCUUGUUGGAAUCCCUGCUGUUGGGUUCCCUGCUUUGGUUCCUGGGCAUCAUGUGCCUCUUCACCCUGCCAAUACUGCCCAAGUCAGUUCUGGAGGCAGUUCCAAUGGCAAACGAGGAAACACAAGGUCCCGAAAGAGUGGCUCCAAGAGGGGCAGGGAGUAACCGGGUCGGACCAUCUUUUGUGAAGAGUAGGAGAUGCAAGGCGUCUAGGGGAAAGAUGAAAGAAAUUUCAUGUUUUAUGGGAAUUUUAAUUCCAUUUUAGGUUUAAUGUGAUGGGGGUGUGGCUGUCGUGUUAUUUAAUGAUCCUUGUAGUUUGAAUAAAAAUCACUCUUUGAUCUUUGUUUUUGGCAUGUAACUCUUUUAGUGUACAUUUAGUUUGUUCGGAGUACUAGAAAUUUAGUAGUUUUAGUUUUUGUAAAUUCUUGCAGUUACAUUUUAAUAGAAAGUCCGGUCUAGACCCGUUUAAA